Messenger RNA from Uncinocarpus reesii 1704, 2649 nucleotides. RefSeq lists its product as uncharacterized. Gene Ontology annotation, cellular component: fungal-type vacuole membrane; vacuolar transporter chaperone complex. Bases 1 to 2649 code for a protein of 882 amino acids. The transcript is spliced from 5 exons. Lineage: Eukaryota; Fungi; Ascomycota; Eurotiomycetes; Onygenales; Onygenaceae. The record is from RefSeq and is a predicted model, not a curated record.
AUGUCUGCGUUUUUGCUCAGGCUCUUCCGCGUGUGCGCCUUGACAAUUCGCUUGACUGUGGCGCGAGGAUACAGCUUGGGCGUGACCACCAUGUUUGCGAAUGAAGCUAUCACCGGAAAGCAAGCUGCAGCUGCAUCGCCGGCCAUCGCAGCGACAUCUUUUGCCUGGUUGACGGGGGAGCUGCUGCUUAAAAGGGAAGGCGCAACGACAUCCUUGGAUAACCACACCAGGACUCAAGCUGAGCACGGCAAACCCACCAUGCGUUUCGGAAAGACACUCAAGACGUCAAUUUAUGCGCCAUGGAAGGAACAUUAUAUCGAGUACCAUAAGUUGAAGCGGUUGCUGCGAGAACACGAGGCGAAGGUUCAAGGAGACCAAGCCCAAUGGACUGAGGAGGACGAGGAGAAUUUCGUCCAAGAGCUGGUAAAUGUCCAGCUUGAUAAAGUCAAUGAGUUUCAAGGCAAACAAUGCGAGGCAAAAUUGGAGCCGCUGACUCUUGACGCCGACGUUAGCCACAUUGGCGAAGAAGAGAAGGAAACCAUUGCACGGGAGGCCCUGGAGAAGCUGGAUGGGAUCACUAAGGAGCUGAGCGAGCUCGAAAAGUUUAGCCGCAUCAACUUCACGGGCUUCUUGAAAGCUGCCAAGAAACAUGAUCGAAAGAGAGGUGCACGGUACAAGGUCAGACCGUUGCUCCAGGUGCGGUUGUCCCAGCUGCCCUUCAAUUCAGAGGAUUACUCCCCGCUCCUAUACCGUCUAUCCGCAAUGUAUUCGUUUGUUCGCCAGAUCUUGGAUUUUAGCCCUAGUUUUGUGAAAGAUAUGCCUAGUGUCGACGUUCGCCUUGGCCACGAUGUCUACACCUCCCACAAGUUCUGGGUUCAUGCCGACAACAUUAUGGAAGUGAAAACCUAUAUCCUUCGCCGCCUGCCGGUCUUGUUGUAUAAUCCGAAUGCGUCAAAGGACCUGGACCUGGGACAAGGCGACCCAACCAUCACUUCCCUCUAUUUUGACAAUCCUAGAUUCGACUUGUAUACCCAGAAAAUCGAGAGGUCAACAGGUGCUGGCUCCCUGCGGCUUCGCUGGACCGGAAACCUGAACGAUAAACCAGAGAUAUUCCUGGAAAAGAAGGUCAUGGGCGAAGGAGGAAGCAGCCGUGAAGUCAGAAUCAGUCUUAAGCAAAAGCGCAUUCAGUCAUUUCUCCAGGGGAAUUAUAAAAUGGAUAAGAUUGUCGAAAGGAUGAAACGACAGGAAAAUGCGGAUCAGAACCGCAUAGAUACCCUGAAGAGUGAUAUCGAGGAGAUUCAGGGUUUCAUCCGGGAUAACCAGCUCCAACCGAUGGUUCGAGCAAACUAUACGCGAACAGCGUUUCAAAUUCCGGGUGAUGACCGUAUUCGGAUAUCUUUAGAUACAGAUCUGGCUUUGAUACGGGAAGAUGCGUUGGAUCCAGAACGGCCCUGUCGAAAUCCAGAUGACUGGCACCGCCGUGACAUCGACGACAAUGAAAUGGAAUUCCCGUUCUCCGAUAUCAAGGCGGCAGAGAUCUCCAGGUUCCCGCAUGCUCUUUUGGAGAUCAAAGUGAGAGGAGACAACCAACGCAGAGCCAGCGCCGAAUGGCUUGCAGACCUUAUGUCAUCCCACCUGGUUAAGGAUGCUCCCCGAUUCUCUAAAUUCGUACAUGGAAUCGCUCAGCUCUUUGAAGAUCAGAUCAAUAGCUUCCCAUUCUGGCUCAGCGAACUGGAUACCGACAUCCGUCGUGACCCACAGACAGCCUUUGAGGAAGAACAGGAAAAAAUAGCAAAACGUGCCGAAGACCAAAUCGCCAUAGGAAGUUUCUUGGGGAACAAGACUCCGAUCAUCCAGCCUGUCGUAGGGUCGCCGAUUAACAACAGGUUUCCCUCUGAAGAAUCUUCAGAACGUACGAGACCUCGCACUCUCCAAAAGCUGGAACCAAGGCCUAUUCCGGCUGAUGUCCCGGAAGAGGAAGAAGAACAAGGAGAGGUUGAAACAAGGGCCCAACCAGGAGAACCGCCUGCCCAACAAUCGGCGAGUGCGCCUAGUUCUGUAGCUGAUGGCCUUCGUUCAAAGCUCCCCCGGUUCUCUAUGUCCCGAUACGCCCGCGCUCAUCGACAGCGCGCGGCUCCGCUCCCACCAGGAGUCUACGCACCUGGGACAUGGAUCAAGGACGCCGGACCCGUCCGUGUCGAAGCCAAAGUCUGGCUCGCAAAUCAACGCACCUUUAUCAAGUGGCAACACAUCUCCAUCCUCCUCGCGGCACUGUCACUCGGACUCUAUAACGCCGCCGGCCCAGCGAACCCCAUAGCACGGGCAUUAGCGAUUGUGUAUACAUGUUUUGCAGUAUUUGCCGGCGGGUGGGGGUGGUCUAUGUAUAUCUGGCGGUCAAAGUUGAUCCGGCAGAGAAGCGGACGAGAUUUCGAUAACAUCGCGGGCCCUCUGAUAGUUUGUCUUGGACUAGCCGUAGCGCUGGUGUUGAAUUUUUGGUUCAAGUAUGCCACGGUCUGGAAUGCAAGGCCAAGUCCCAGUCCUCCGCCCGUCCAAGGUGCCAGCUCGGGACUUGCAACAGGUGUCUCGCUUGGAACCGGUGUUGCGGACGAGCCGGUAUUGCAAUUUGUGAAGCAAGUUGGAAAUCCUUGA